AUGGCUGACUACACCCCAAACUCUCAGAGCUUCUCGUUCUACACCAUUCCUCAGGAUAUCCUGCAGGGCACCCAAACCCACAACAUGAACAUGCCAGACGGCUAUGCGCCGGAUAUGAACGCGAAUGGAUGGUAUCUGCCCGAUGCCGAGACACUGGACACAUUCCAGUAUACAAACACAGGCUCCAACGAGUACCAGAUGUCGUUUGACGUGCCCGGUUUCGUCGCCGUGGUGCCAGACCAGCCACCGAGCCCAGUCGAUAACGCACCGACACUCUCGAACGACAGUGCUCCUCAGACUCUCGAGCUCAUGGACUCAGACCCUACGCGGUCCCUCCAACGCGACCUUGAGCGCAUGACAGAUGGUUUGUCCAAGGUUGAGGACUGUUUCCUGUUCAAGGGCGAAGUCAUCGACUUCGAUAACGAUACGUGGUUCAUGGAGCGGGGCCUGUGUAUCUGGGCGAGGAUCCUCCAGCCGGUCAUUGAGAAGUUCUACCAGAACAAGAUCAACCGCUCGGUCGGGCAGCUGCCUGUGCACACCGCAGGCGUUUGUGAUCCUAGCGCACCGAUCACGCAGGAACACAGCGACGCGCCGGGCGACGCGCGUGCCACCGAUGAUUCAGCUAUUCCAUACGGUCUUCCGACCCCUCCUCUCAUCCUCGACGCCCCACUCGACAUCCCUGACACCAACCCCUCGACGGACGUCGCGGCCACCGAACAAAGCACGCAGGUGGCGGUCACUGCCCCUUUCUACAGCUACCCUGAGACCAUUGUCAUCCCCGAUGCAGAGAACAUAGCCCCCGAACAAAGCACCACCGUCGGUGAACAAAGCCUCGCCUCUCUCGACGACCGUCGUGAUUUCCUCGAACCCUCCGAGCGCCCCACCAAGCGCACGAGGCUCGACACCGCGGCACCCUCUACCGUCGACCACACCAACUCGGCAGUGACCGCCCAUCACUCCUCCCGCCGCCAGCCUCGAGCGAAUAUCCGCCGUGCUCGCAAGCCCCUCCAACCACUUCGUCAGAACACCCCCCAGCUUCCCGCGGUCGAUGCCACUAGUCGAACCAACCACAACGCCGUCGAGGCUGCGCCUCUGGACGGUGCUGCCUCUACCUCGCUCAACGCUGCCGAACCUACCCCCAUCAACGCCACCGAUCCUACCCCUCUUGGCGCUGAACUGUCUACCCCGAACGCAGGCCUCGUACUCGGCUGGAAUGGGGAGGAGUUCCCUCACGACCCGGCCGUAGUCGCGCAGAUCGUGCAAGCAUACGCUUCCCUACCUACUGAGGGAGACGCGCUCCCACCUGCGGAAGGCGAUGCGCCUCUACCUGCAGAGGACUUCGCGCCUGAGCAACCGCAGGACUAUGCGCCUGUGCCUGAGCACCAGCAGGACUAUGCGCCUGCGCCUACGCAGAGCAUCGCGCAGGUGCCCCAGCAAACCUACGUGGACCCCGGCUUCUUCCCGCAGGUCCCGUACUAUGGCCCCCAGGCGUACGGAGGCUACACAUACGGCUUCGCACCUGCACCCAUUCCUGGCAGCUUCGCGCCUGCGCCCGUCUACGAGGGUGCACCGAUGACCGCUUACAAUGGCCUGUACAUGGACGCGUACGGCAACGCCUAUGUACCGCAGAUGGACCCACACGCGCACCAGCCCUUCACCUACGCUGGCCAGCCCAUCGCCUACGACAACCAGCCCGUUGCCUCCACUACGAACACCCAACUCCCCACGCCGCCGUCGACGAUGUACAGCUCGUCAAACGAUUCUUCGUCGUCGCUUAACAGCAACGCUUCGGCCUCUGCGUCCUCGGGCUCUCCCGGCUCUUCGUCAUCCAGCUCACCUGCAUCGGGGUCCUCCCCAGCCGGACCGUCGUCCAGCGGCAGCUCUUGCGCUAGCUCGUCGUCCUCCACCCCCGCCCCCGCGGACGUCGACGCCUCCGGCUUCAAGGACGGUGCUCUCGAAGCCAUCUUCGGCCCUUCCAGGCGCACCGAGUGUCGCUGGGUUGGGUGCGCGCGUGACCACGACUCGGACGACAACUCUGCGUCUUCUCCCUGCGAGUCCUCGUCCUCCUCUACAUGCACCGUCACCUUCACCCCGUACGACGCCGCGCACGCGCACACCGUCGUGCUCCCGCACAUCCUCUACCACCACGGCGCGCGCACCAAGCCUCUGCCCGAGGACAGCCGGCGCGCGCAAAAUCGCAAAAGUGCGGAGGCGUACAUGUGCCAGUGGAUGGUAAAAGACCUCGAGGCCGGUCUGGAUGCGGAUGGCAGGCCGCAGAUGCGCAUCUGCGGCGCCCCGGCGGGCAGCCCGUCAGACAAAAAGGGUCUCUCGAGGCAUAUCGCGGAGACCCAUUUGGGGAGGACGAGAAACGGGGCGAAGCCGAAGCCGACGACCACGCGCGCGAGGAAGGCGAAGAAGACGGCGGCCGCCACAGAGGGCUAA
Messenger RNA from Schizophyllum commune H4-8, 2442 nucleotides. RefSeq lists its product as uncharacterized. Lineage: Eukaryota; Fungi; Basidiomycota; Agaricomycetes; Agaricales; Schizophyllaceae. The transcript has 4 exons. The coding region runs from base 1 to 2442 and encodes 813 amino acids. The record is from RefSeq and is a predicted model, not a curated record.